AUGAAUUGUUUAUCUGUGGAUAUUGAUACGCAUUUUCCAGUUGCUGGUUGUUUACCUAAGCAACCAACUGGUGCAUUACAAUUAUUAACAAAACAUCCUCAAUAUGAUGGACGUCAAAUAACCAUUGCUGUUAUUGAUACAGGAAUUGAUCCAUUAGCAAAUGGUCUUCAAAAAACUAGUACAGGAAAAGAAAAAUUAAUUGAUUUACGUGAUAGUACCGGAAGUGGUGAUGUUGAUAUUUCAACAAUUGUUAAAGUAAUAUCCAAUAAUAAUCAAGAAGAUCGAAUAAUUCAAGGUUUAUCAGGAAGAAAAUUAAAAAUACCAUCACAUUGGAAAAAUCCAUCAGGAAAUUAUCAUAUUGGAAUCAAAGCAUUAAAACAAAUUAUACCAACGUCUGCUUUUGAACGACUUUCAAAAGAACGUCGUGAAAAAAUAUUUGAACCUGAACAUCGUCUUGCUUUAGCUGAAGCUCAACAACGUCUUAAUGAACAUAUUAGUUAA
Molecule: messenger RNA, 501 nt
Organism: Rotaria sp. Silwood1
Lineage: Eukaryota; Metazoa; Rotifera; Eurotatoria; Philodinida; Philodinidae
Source: the annotation of a GenBank genome assembly